CUCUCUUUUUGCUCUGCUGUUUCUUGCAUUCAUCUUCCUCCAUUUCCUUCAUUUUCUUUCGUUUCUUUCAUUGCAAUCUCUUUUUGCUCUCCCGUUUGCUACACUUAUCUUCCUUCAUUUCCUUGGAUUUGCAAAGAAGAAAACAUGGCUGAGGUUGCAGGCAUACUUGUCUCUCCCUUUCUCCAAGCCUUUUUUGAGCGAAUGGCAUCCCGCGAGUUUGCUGACAUCUUUCGAGGAAGAAAACUCAAUGAACGUCUCUUACACAAGUUGAAGAUAGCAUUGCUGUCCGUGAAUGCACUGGUUGAAGACGCGGAGGCUUACAAAGCCUGCUGUGAAAGAGUGGCUGGAGGAGUCGAAAGAUGCUGUCUAUGAGGCUGAAGACGUCUUGGAUGAGAUAGCCACCGAAGCCUUGAAACGUAAGUUGGAUGCUGAAUUUCAAACCACUUCAAGUAAUCUACGUAAAUCUAUCUCUACUUUCCUUGGUCAUUUUGUCAAGGUCAUAGAGCCAAAGAUAGCAGAGCUACUUGGCAAACUAGAAUAUCUAGCAAAACAAAAAGAUGUUCUAGGUCUGAAAGAAGGUGUUGGAGGAGAAUCAUUAAAAAGAUUCCCCACGACUUCUUUGGUAGAAGAAUCUGGUAUUUUUGGUAGGGAUGGUGAUAAGGAAAAAAUAAUAAGCUUGCUGCUCUCUGACGAUGCAACUGGCAAUGAAAAUCUGUGCGUUAUUCCCAUAGUGGGCAUGGGGGGAAUUGGCAAGACCACCCUUGCCCAGCUUGUAUACAAGGACAAGAGGGUGAAUGAGCAUUUUGACUUUAAGGCAUGGGUAUGUGUUUCGGAUGAGUUUGACGUGUUCAGGGUAACUAAAACAGUUCUAGAGGCAGUGACUUUGUCAACUUGUGAUAUGAAGGAUCUAAAUCUACUUCAAGUUACACUACAAGAUAAGUUGAUGGGGAAGAAGUUCGUACUUGUUUUAGAUAACGUAUGGAAUGAGAAUUAUGCUGAUUGGGAGGUCUUGAGUAGUCCAUUUAGAUCUGGGGCACGAGGAAGUACAGUCAUUGUAACAACACGCAAUGAUAGUGUUGCCUCAAUCAUGCGUGCUGUUUCAACUGAUCGUCUUAAGCCAUUAUUGGAAGACGAUUGUUGGUUACUAUUUGAAAAACAUGCAUUCCACGAUGGCAACAUUGAUGCACGUUCACAGCUAGAAGUAAUAGGUAGACAAAUUGUGAAAAAGUGUGAAGGUCUACCUUUAGCAGCCAAGGCAAUUGGGAGUCUCCUGCGUUCUAAACUAAGUGUUGAUGAGUGAGAGAAAAUAUUGAAGAGCGAAGUAUGGGAUUCACCAAUUGGCAAAAAAAAUAUUCUUCCAGCUUUAAGAUUAAGUUACAAAUAUCUUCUAUCACAUCUAAAACAAUGUUUUGCUUACUGUUCAAUAUUUCCCAAAGAUCAUGUUUUAAAAAAAGAUAAAGUAGUCUUAUUAUGGAUGGCAGAAGGUUUUUUAAAAGAAACUAUAAACAAGAAAAUGGAAGAGGUUGGUGAAGAUUACUUCCUUGACUUGGCAUCAAGAUCAUUGUUGGAACAAUCAAGUGACAAUAAAUCAGGUUUUGUAAUGCAUGAUCUCGUCAACGACUUGGCCAAAUUCGUAUCUGGGAAAUUUACCUGUAGAUUGCAUAUUGACCAUUCUCCUGAAACUAUGAACGAGAC
This is a messenger RNA of Corylus avellana, 1695 nucleotides long. The record is from RefSeq and is a predicted model, not a curated record. Lineage: Eukaryota; Viridiplantae; Streptophyta; Magnoliopsida; Fagales; Betulaceae.